Dalotia coriaria is the source of this 4484-nucleotide messenger RNA. Its product is annotated as zinc finger MIZ domain-containing protein 1-like. NCBI's taxonomy places the organism in Eukaryota, Metazoa, Arthropoda, Insecta, Coleoptera, Staphylinidae. The record is from RefSeq and is a predicted model, not a curated record. Gene Ontology annotation, cellular component: chromatin. Bases 514 to 3042 code for a protein of 842 amino acids. The transcript is spliced from 9 exons. Gene Ontology annotation, molecular function: zinc ion binding; SUMO ligase activity. Gene Ontology annotation, biological process: protein sumoylation; regulation of transcription by RNA polymerase II.
GCAGAUUAAAAAGUUUCAUCAAAAUUCUGGAUUUACCUAAACACAUCGCCCGCACAGCAGCGCAAUUCUGCCGACAACAAAACCAAAAAAAGAAUAUAAAAUCGUGCAUCAAAUCAUUUGGGAUUAUAAAUUAAUUUGUGCUGCGUGUAUUGUUGCGCGAAACUUUUCCGAAAGUUUGCUCGAAACCAAGUGCGCUACAACAAAAAUAAAUAAACGCCAAUUCAGAAUAGACGUUUCGCAAAUUGCAAAGUGAAUUUAAAAACGUUUCGGCGUUGUGGUGGUGGUGCACUGGACUGGUCGCCUGCAGGCGCCACGGCCCAACAGCAACUAUCUGUCGUGACCACCGUGUGGGGUGUCACGUCGUCCAGCCAGUCGGGACCGCACGGAGGCUUCGCUAACGGCCCGGCGCAUCCACCAACCAACUCCAAUUAUAAACAACACGCUCCAAAUUAUCAGAACACUUAUCGUCAGAACGGACCAGGAGUGGGUAAUUAUGGAGCGGCGGGCGGUGGAAUGAACGGCACCGAAGGUGGCUACGGGGGCGGUAACGCUCUUUCAACCGCGGCGAUGGUAGCAGCGGCGACGGCGACAGCGACGGCCACCGCCAGCGUGGUGGCACUGCAGGAUAACAGCCAGUUUGGCAAUCAGCAAUACCAGCAGGGCUACCAGCAGCGUAUGAUGCCGAUGAACGGCAUGAAUCCGAUGAACAAUAUGAACCAAAUGGCGAACAUGGGCAUGGGUGGCAAUAUGCACGGCAACAUGAUGGGCGGCGGGCAGAUGCCCGGCGGUGGGCAGAUGGGACCCAAGAUGGGUAUGCAAGGUGGCGGUGGUGGAGGGCCUAACGCAGGUAUGUACCACCAACGCCGGAUGACACCCUACCCCACGCCGGGCAUGCAUAUGGCCCAGAAACGAGGCCAGCAGCAGCAACAGCAGCAGCAGUCCUACCCGAAUGGACCUUGUCCGACCAUGAAUCCUAGCUUUAAUCCUAACGGUCAGUAUCCUGGAUACGGCGCUCGGCAGCCGAAUUUCCAAACCCAGUAUCCGGCGCAACAGCCGAUUGGCCCCACCGGCAACUUUGGGCCAGUGCGUGGUAAUGCCAAUGUUCGGCAGAAUACGCCGCCAUACUCGCAGCAAGGGCAGUAUUUUGCCAAUGGGGGUAAUAUGGGCCAGUUUCAUGGCAACGGAUCGCAGUAUAUGAACGCCGGUGCCAAUAACCCACAAUACGCUGGCGGCGGUAACCAAUUUCAGCAGGAGGUGGCGAUGCGUAACAACCUUGGCAGCAUGAAUUCGAUGAAUGGCAUGAACAACAUGAACUCGAUGAAUACCAUGAACAACAUGGGCACCAUGAAUAAUAUGAGCAAUAUGAAUAAUAUGAACUAUCAACACAGCCCCAUUCCCGGCAAUCCGACGCCACCGUUGACGCCGGCAAGUAGUAUGCCCCCAUACAUCAGUCCAAACCCCGAUGUCAAACCAAAUUUCAACGAUCUAAAACCACCUAUACCAGUACAAAAAGAUGAUGAGUUAAGACUUACGUUCCCAGUGAGAGACGGCAUAAUUUUACCUCCGUUUAGACUAGAACACAAUUUAGCUGUUAGUAACCACGUGUUCCAACUGAAGCCGACGGUGCACCAGACGCUGAUGUGGCGAUCCGAUCUGGAACUCCAAUUGAAGUGCUUCCACCAUGAAGAUCGAGCGAUGAACACCAAUUGGCCAGCCUCGGUGCAGGUGUCCGUGAACGCGACGCCGCUUGUGAUAGACCGCGGUGAGAAUAAGACCUCGCACAAACCCCUCUACCUUAAGGACGUUUGCCAGCCGGGCAGGAACACUAUUCAGAUCACAGUCUCGGCCUGCUGUUGCUCGCAUCUUUUCGUGUUGCAAUUGGUGCACCGACCAAGUGUUCGAUCAGUAUUACAAGGCCUCUUGCGGAAGCGACUACUUACCGCCGACCACUGCAUAGCGAAGAUCAAGCGUAACUUUAGCAACACCGGAAACAAUUCUAAUCUUACCGAUCGGGACCGCGACGCCAUCGAGCAAACAGCUCUGAAAGUAUCGCUCAAGUGUCCGAUAACUUUCAAACGCAUCACUCUACCAGCCCGUGGUCAUGAGUGCAAGCACAUACAGUGUUUUGACCUGGAAUCCUACCUGCAGUUGAAUUGCGAGCGAGGAUCCUGGCGGUGUCCUGUAUGCAAUAAACCUGCGCAACUCGAAGGGUUAGAGGUUGAUCAAUACAUGUGGGGCAUUCUGAAUACCCUGAACACGUCAGAGGUGGACGAAGUGACUAUAGAUAGCGCCGCUAAUUGGAAGGCGGCCAAGUCGAUCGGCGGUGCGAACAUUAAGAUGGAAAACGAAGAGAGCGAUUCCUGCGGCGCAAAGCAGCGUCUUAACAAGGCGAUGUCGCCGGGCAGCAUGACGCUACCAACGAUGAACAACUGGGACAUGUCCCAAGCGAUGUCUCCUUACAUCCCGCCCGACAUGAACAGCAUCGCGAGUGGUUCGAUGAUGAACAACGGUCCGUCGUACAAUAAUUCGCGGGGUGGUGGCGGUGGCAGUAGCAACUACGACUUUAAUUCGAAUCCGGGCAGCAAUGAGUAUUCGGGCGCAAACGGACCCUUAUCGCAUCUCAGCGAGUCGGUCAAUAACUUGGAUCCAUUAAACGCAAUGGAGAAAUCCCUCAAUGAUCAGAUGCCGCACACACCUCAUACACCUCACACGCCACAUACACCGCAUACCCCUGGUGGUACCCCCGGAUCGGCCCACACGCCAGGAACGGGUCCGCCGAGUGUCCCACCCGCGCCCAACAACGACCAUCAUAGCACGGACCUCCCCGACAUUCCGUCUGAUCUGAAUUUUGAUCCGGCGGCUGUUAUCGAUGGUGAAGGUACAGGCCAAGAAGCUCUCGACCUUCUUCCCGAUAGCGUGGAUCCAAUGGAGCUUCUGUCGUAUUUAGAUCCACCAGAUCUGAAUACACCGCCUUCGAGCGGGAGCAGUGCGGGUCCCUCGAACUCAUCGACGAACGAUGACAUUCUGGCGUUGUUUGAGUAAGCAGUUCCUCGACAAAAAUUGCCACUAAUGCAGCCGGGCCUCAAAAUGGGAGCGGUUCAUGAGUGAGUGAACAAAAGUGUGAUAGAACAUUAAUGUAUAAUGUGUUAAUUAUUGAAAAAGGUCUAAAUCAAACUAUUUUCACUGUAUUAUUUGUACAUACCUACCUUGAAACAUGGGUAUAUAUUAUGUAAAUUAUAUCUAAACAAAUUAUAUACCUACAUGAAUUUAAACAUUACACUAUGCAUUACUUCAGCUCGUUUGGUACAGCGACGAAAGGAAACAUUGAAUAAGUAAUUAACCAGUUAAAGUCAAUCGUAAAUGAAUUUAAAUCAAUUAGUAAAACGCAAAUUUAAACAUAAUUCGAGUACCAAACGAUACGAGGCAAAGUAAAUCGGUUUAAAGGAAUUUUAAAAUACGGCCAGUUUAUAUAGAACUAUUUAAUGAGGAUCAAGUGGAGCUGAAUGCGUUUGCGAAUAGCAAGGAGAGGCGACGUUGAAAUUAGAUAGGGGAGUUGGAACCAAACAAUCUAGUACUUCUAGAGUCAUUACGCAUCUGUCAAUGUGCAUAGGCUUCUAAGUAUUAUUAUCUAUUGUAAAGUUUUGCUGCAAUCCGCAAUCAAUUCCGUGAACCAAGUGCAACCGUACGCACACCCACACAAACCACACCCUCACAUGACAUCCACAUGGGCGCAUUUUUCUUUGUGACGAAGCAAACUUAUUGUAAUUGUUGAUAACUACUAUUUAACCCCAUGAUAACUGAUAGAUUGACUAGGCGACUACAAGUAUUGUACGUUUACUUUAAAAAUACAACUUAAGCAUCAAUUACACACGCAGAACACAGCAAUGUAGUGCAAUCAUGGUGUUAAAUAUGCUGACGCAAGAUUUUAACAACUUUCAGGCUCGAGAAAGAUGAAAAACUAAUGUACCAAAUUGAUUUUAGUGUAUGUAUAAUAAUAUGAGACAACCAACAUAAAUUAUGUAUUAUAAAAUAGUGCGCAUCCACAAUUAUAUGAUAGUAUAUUUAAAAAUUUAUAAUGAAGAUGAAAAAACUCUGAGACUGUGAUAAAUAAUAUAUGAUUAUAUUUAAGAUAUGAUUCAAAUUUUAUGUCAUUUAUACUAAGUUCGGCGAUAGUAAUAGUAUAUAUCAUGUUACUCGAAGGAGACAAAAGUAAAAAUGUUCCUUUUCGCUUCAAGUGACAUAUAGGUAUAUGACUGUUUUUUCUUCAAGCGUUCCUCUAAAAUGUUACAACUGUUUGAGUGUUCAGUAAACUAUGUGUGUAAAUGAAUAUUCUUGAAGAAAAAAUGGUUAUCGAGAUGCGGCGACCCUGACUAUCGAUCGGCAGUUGACUCACGAUUGAUUGAAAAGAAUCUGGUACAAAAAUAAUAUUCACGGCGACAACAAUUUUUGUGUGCAACAAAAAUAUAUAUUUUGUUUAAAUCUGA